AUGACUGACCAACGUGAAAUUAUUGAACAUUUGAAGAAGACUUUGCAGCUGCUUGACUUAGAAAAGUCAAAGAAACCUGAUGCACCAGUGCUUGUAAAGGCCCCUGCACCUGUAGAGAAAAAAUUGGAGCAGUAUUCUCACGACUACAUCGAAUUUACUUAUGAAAAUCCAACUACUUAUCAUAUUGUGAACUACUUCUCGAAAUUACUCGAGAAAGCUGGUUUUGAAUACUUGAGUGAGAAGGAGAACUGGAACGACAAGAUUAAGGAAUCCUCUGAUAGGAAAUUCUACACUGUGAGAAAUGGCACCAACUUGUCUGCUUUCGUCGUUGGUAAGAAAUGGGAAUGGUCCAAAGGUGUGGGAGCCAUUGGUGCUCACGCCGAUGCCUUGACGGCCAAACUAAAGCCUUCCUCGUUGAAGGAUAAGGUUGAAGGGUUUGACCUAUUGGGAGUGGCUCCUUACGGUGGUACUUUGAAUGAGUUGUGGUUUGAUCGUGACCUCGGUGUUGGUGGUCGUGUUCUGUACCGUGAUGACGAUCAUGGCAUCCAGAGUAAGCUAGUGAACUCAACACCUCACCCAAUUGCUAAGAUUCCUACUUUGGCUCCUCACUUCGGUGAACCAGCUGUCGGGCCAUUUGACAAAGAGGACCAGGCAGUUCCUGUCGUCGGUUACGUUAGUGAAGAGGAUACACCACCAAGCGAGGACGAGAAGAAGUCUCCACUGUUUGGUAAACACUGUAUCAAUUUAUUGAGGUACAUUGCAAGCUUGGCAGGUGUCAAAGUUUCGCAAUUGGUUCAACUGGAUUUGGAUCUAUUUGACGUGCAAAAGGGUGUUAUCGGUGGUAUCAAGAACGAUUUCCUGUUUGCACCACGUCUAGAUGAUCGUUUGUGCUCCUACGCUUCCAUAAUUGCUCUAAUCGAGGGCUCGCAUGACCUUGACGUCGAUUCUAUGGAGACUUUCAUCAAUGUUACACUCUUUGACAACGAAGAAGUAGGGUCUUUGUCAAGACAAGGUGCCAAGGGUGGUCUGCUAGAGUCUGUUGUGAGUCGUGUCUCUACUGCAUUGUACCAACAUGAUCCUGUCGAUUUGCGUACUCUAUUUGCCAACUCCAUUAUUCUAUCGGCAGAUGUCAACCACAUGUUUAACCCAAACUUUGCCAACGUCUACAUGAAACAUCAUUCACCAAAGCCUAACGUCGGUGUGACCUUGUCAUUGGACUCCAACGUGCACAUGGCCACAGACGUUGUCGGUACAGCCUUCAUUGAAGAGCUAGCUCGUCUGAAUGGUGAUCAGGUACAGUACUUCCAGAUAAAAAACAACUCGAGAUCAGGAGGUACGAUUGGACCUUCGAUUUCUGCCCAAACUGGCGCCCGUACAGUUGAUCUCGGCAUCCCACAACUCGCAAUGCACAGCAUUAGAGCCACCACAGGUUCUCGCGAUAUCGGCUUAGGUGUCAAGCUAUUCAAGAACUUCCUGCAAAACUGGAGGCCAGUCUACGACAAAUUCGGCGAUUUAUAA
Torulaspora delbrueckii is the source of this 1518-nucleotide messenger RNA. It is a transcript of the gene APE1, whose product is annotated as metalloaminopeptidase APE1. Gene Ontology annotation, molecular function: metalloaminopeptidase activity; zinc ion binding. Gene Ontology annotation, biological process: proteolysis. The transcript has a single exon. Bases 1 to 1518 code for a protein of 505 amino acids. The record is from RefSeq and is a predicted model, not a curated record. Gene Ontology annotation, cellular component: fungal-type vacuole. Lineage: Eukaryota; Fungi; Ascomycota; Saccharomycetes; Saccharomycetales; Saccharomycetaceae.